This is a messenger RNA of Aspergillus affinis, 1242 nucleotides long. RefSeq names its product protein kinase RIO2. Gene Ontology annotation, biological process: protein phosphorylation; maturation of SSU-rRNA. The transcript has 3 exons. Gene Ontology annotation, cellular component: cytosol; nucleus; preribosome, small subunit precursor. Bases 1 to 1242 code for a protein of 413 amino acids. Gene Ontology annotation, molecular function: ATP binding; protein serine/threonine kinase activity. The record is from RefSeq and is a predicted model, not a curated record. NCBI's taxonomy places the organism in Eukaryota, Fungi, Ascomycota, Eurotiomycetes, Eurotiales, Aspergillaceae.
AUGAAGCUCGACCCCAAAGCUAUCCGAUAUCUCACUACCGAGGAUUUCCGCGUGCUCUCAGCCGUGGAAACCGGAAGUCGGAAUCACGAAGUCGUCCCGACCCCGUUGAUCGCGCAGAUCUCCGGCCUUCGAGGCGGGAGCGGGGUGAAUCGAGCCAUUUCGACCCUAGCCAAGACGAACCUGAUCGCGAAGGUGAAAAAUGCGAAAUAUGAUGGCUACCGACUCACCUACGGCGGGCUCGAUUACCUCGCGCUCAACGCCCACCAGAAGAACAAAUGCAUCUACUCUGUCGGAAACCAGAUCGGAGUCGGCAAGGAGUCGGAUAUCGUCGUGGUCGCAAACCACCAGGGAACGCAGCGCAUCUUGAAAAUUCACCGAUUGGGCCGUAUCUCCUUCCGAUCGGUCAAGACGAACCGGGAUUACUUGCGCAACCGACACACGGGAUCGUGGAUGUACAUGUCGCGACUGGCCGCGAUGAAGGAAUACGCGUUCAUGAAGGCUCUUCGAGAGAACGGGUUCAAUGUACCGGAACCUAUCUCGCAGAACCGUCACACGAUCGUCAUGGGCUUGAUUGAUGCUUUCCCCCUCCGCCAGAUCUCGAAGGUCCCGAGGCCCGCCCAACUAUACUCGGAGCUGAUGGAUAUGAUCUUGCAGCUGGCGCGGUAUGGACUGAUUCAUGGAGAUUUCAACGAGUUCAACCUUCUGAUCAAGGAGGAAGUGGAUCCCGAGGCGAAGGGUAAAGCCCCCGAGGGCGCAGAGGAGGAUGAUGAGAACAUUAAGCUCACUCCGGUGUUGAUCGAUUUCCCUCAAAUGGUGUCGGUAGACCACGUCAAUGCGGAGAUGUACUUCGAUCGAGACGUGAAUUGCGUCAAGCGGUUCUUCAAGCGAAAGUUCCAUUUCGUCAGCGACGAGCCAGGCCCCUUCUUCGCCGAUGCCAGAAAACAACUGCGGAAAAAUCCUGGAAAGCGAUUGGACGUGGACGUCGAAGCGUCUGGGUUCUCCAAGAAGAUGGCUCGUGAGUUGGAGGCAUACAUGAAGGAAGUGGGUGCUGAUGGUGGUGAGGGUAGCAAGGAGGAAGGAAACGACAGCGAGAACGAGGAUGAGGAAGAGGAACAUUCGCGAUCAGACCCCGAGAGCGAGGCUGCCGGUGACAAGAGCGAAACAGAAGAAUCCAAGGAGCCUCAGGCAGACGAAGUCCAUGACAGUGCGCAAAAGUUAGAAAAGUUGCAAGUGGCGGAGUAG